UUCAGCUUGUUGCGAAAACGGAUGUGGAUCCUGUAACAGGCCCAUGUCUGAAAACCCAGACAGACGGUCACUUUUCAACAGAAAGUCAGCUUCACUCGGCUCAGUCAAGACAGCAGCAGUAGAGCAAGAUGGAGUGUGAGUGGAAGCCAGACGAGCAAGGACUUCAACAAAUUCUACAGCUGCUGAAAGAGUCCCAGUCGCCAGAUACCUCCACACAGAGAUCGGUCCAGCAAAGACUCGAGCAGCUGAACCAGUAUCCCGAUUUUAACAACUAUUUGAUAUUUGUUCUGACAAAGUUAAAAUCAGAAGAUGAACCGACGCGGUCCCUGAGUGGGCUGAUACUGAAGAACAAUGUGAAAGCUCACUAUCAGAACUUCCCUAAUGGCGUGUCUGAUUUCAUUAAGAGCGAGUGCCUCCAGAACAUCGGAGACUCGUCUCCUCUCAUCCGGGCCACCGUGGGUAUCCUCAUUACCACCAUCGCCUCAAAGGGAGAGCUACAAAACUGGCUGGAGCUUUUACCUAAACUCUGCCUGCUGCUGGAUUCUGAGGACUACAACACAUGUGAGGGAGCGUUUGGAGCCCUGCAGAAGAUCUGUGAGGACUCUGCUGAGAUUUUGGACAGUGACCUCCUGGAUCGUCCUCUCAACAUCAUGAUCCCCAAGUUCUUGCAGUUUUUUAAGCACAACAGUCCUAAGAUUAGGUCUCAUGCCAUUGCCUGCGUGAAUCAGUUCAUCAUCAGCCGGACUCAGGCUCUCAUGCUGCACAUCGACCCUUUCAUUGAGAACCUGUUUGCACUGGCGACAGAUGAGGAACCGGAGGUGAGGAAGAAUGUGUGCAGAGCUUUAGUCAUGCUGCUGGAAGUCCGUCUGGACCGCCUCCUGCCACACAUGCUCAACAUCAUAGAGUACAUGCUACUGAGGACUCAGGACCAAGAUGAAAAUGUCGCCUUGGAGGCCUGUGAGUUCUGGCUUACUCUGGCAGAGCAGCCUGUGUGUAAGGAAGUGCUGUGUGGACACCUCUCUCAGCUCACUCCGGUGCUUGUCAACGGGAUGAAAUACUCCGAGAUUGACAUAAUCCUGCUCAAGGGGGACACCGAGGAAGAUGAGGCUAUUCCCGACAACGAGCAGGACAUCAGGCCGCGCUUCCAUCGCUCCCGCACAGUCGCCCAGCAGCAUGAGGAAGACGGGAUCGAGGAUGACGACGAUGAGGAUGAUGAGCUGGAUGAUGAUGACGAUACCAUCUCUGAUUGGAACCUGCGCAAGUGUUCGGCUGCAGCGCUGGACGUGUUGGCCAACGUGUUCAGGGAGGACCUGCUGCAGCCCAUCCUGCCCCUCCUCAAAGAGCUGCUCUUCCAUCCCGAGUGGGUGGUCAAAGAGUCUGGCAUCCUAGUGCUGGGGGCUAUAGCUGAAGGCUGUAUGCAGGGCAUGAUCCCGUACCUGCCCGAGCUCAUCCCCCAUCUGGUCCAGUGUUUGUCUGACAAGAAGGCCCUGGUGCGGUCUAUUACCUGCUGGACACUGAGCCGCUAUGCCCACUGGGUGGUCAGCCAGCCCCCAGAUACUUACCUGAAACCUCUAAUGACGGAGCUGCUCAAACGCAUUCUCGAUAGCAACAAGCGUGUGCAGGAGGCUGCGUGCAGUGCCUUCGCCACUCUGGAGGAAGAGGCUUGCACAGAGCUGGUUCCCUACCUGGCGUUCAUCCUCGACACCCUGGUGUUCGCUUUCAGCAAGUACCAGCACAAAAACCUGCUCAUUCUUUACGACGCCAUAGGAACCCUCGCAGACUCCGUGGGGCACCAUCUCAAUAAACCGGAAUACAUCCAGAUGUUGAUGCCUCCACUGAUCGCAAAAUGGAACCAGCUGAAAGAUGAAGACAAAGAUCUGUUCCCUUUAUUAGAAUGUCUGUCGUCUGUAGCCACGGCACUGCAGAGCGGCUUCCUGCCCUACUGCGAGCCUGUGUACCAACGCUGUGUCAACCUGGUGCAGAAGACCCUCGCUCAAGCCAUGCUUUAUCAGUCACAGCCGGACCAGUAUGAGGCUCCAGACAAAGACUUCAUGAUCGUGGCUCUGGACCUCCUUAGUGGACUGGCUGAGGGUUUGGGAGGCACCAUAGAGGAGCUGGUUGCUCGGAGCAACAUCCUCACCCUUAUGUACCAGUGCAUGCAGGACAAAAUGCCAGAAGUGCGUCAGAGUUCUUUUGCUCUGCUAGGGGAUUUAACCAAGGCUUGUUUCCAACACGUCAAACCAUGCAUCGCUGAUUUCAUGCCCAUACUGGGUACUAAUUUAAACCCAGAAUUAAUAUCAGUGUGCAACAACGCAACAUGGGCAAUCGGAGAAAUAUCUAUACAAAUGGGCUCUGAAAUGCAGCCGUACAUUGCCAUGGUGCUGCACCAGCUGGUGGAGAUCAUUAACAGGCCCAACACCCCAAAGACCCUGCUGGAGAACACAGCAAUAACAAUUGGUCGUCUUGGUUACGUUUGUCCUCAAGAGGUGGCACCCAUGCUACAGCAGUUUAUAAGACCCUGGUGCACCUCUCUAAGAAAUAUAAGAGACAAUGAGGAGAAAGACUCUGCGUUCAGAGGAAUCUGCACUAUGAUCAGUGUAAAUCCAGGAGGUGUAGUGCAGGACUUUAUAUUCUUCUGUGACGCAGUGGCGUCCUGGGUAAAUCCAAAGGACGAUCUAAGAGACAUGUUCUACAAGAUCCUUCACGGCUUUAAGAACCAGGUGGGCGAGGACAACUGGAGACGCUUCUCAGAUCAGUUCCCCCUGCCACUGAAAGAACGCCUGGCAACCUUUUACGGGGUGUAACCGUUUCCACGGCAGCAUGCCUCAUCACUGGGGUUAUUCACUAUGGGAGACAAUAUAGGGAACCUCUUUUACCCAGGGAACAUUUUACCCUUUACUGGGGGGAAGGGUCUGCCUGCUGAGGGGAGGGAAGGGUGCGGACCCUUCCCCGACCUGAAGGACGGGGUGGGAGGGAGGUGGUAGCUGCAGUGCUCGGUGCCCCCAUGCACAGGCAAGGGGGGGAAGGGACUGCCAAAACAACCUUAUCAUGGGAGGAAAAUUCAUGUUAUCACAUCUCAAUCAGAAAUAUUGAAAUCUAUUACCCUUCUUUUUUUUCAACAAUUAAUACAAUCUUUUUUACUGUUACCUGAACUGCUGAAAAGAAUUGUAAGCAAAACAGGAAGCUCGGUUAAGCAUUUGCUCUUCAAUUUGGGUACAAAAGUGCAGAGCAGAUACACAUUUAUUAUCAUGUCAAGUGAUGGCAUAAGGUCGUUUGAAUGACAUCUCAAUUCUACAAGUUGAGUUGAAGACUGUUCUUUGAAGAAUGGAGAAGGUAUUUUCUCUUAAUACAAGGACAGCUUAAAGCUAAUGAAUAGCAGCUGAUGCUAAUAAAGCAUCAUAUUGGACCCGACUCAUUUGAUUACGCUGCAUAUCACCAAGAAUUAGUUAUCACCCUUAUAGUUAUUAGAUUUUUUAAGUAUUUCUAAUUUUUAUCAGGGCAAAAGCUGUCAAUUAUGGCACUGGAGAGCACAAGGUUUUCUUUAAAAAAGCAGCUUUUCUGGGAAUAGGUAGCAUGCUUUUAUCGUUGUGAAAAGCUGUGGAACAUUAGUGGUGUGUGUUGCGUUUGACAGCUGUCAUUGCCCUGCGAUAAGGUUCUUCUUCAACCUUAUAAUUUAUCUAUUUACAGUACUUUUGUUUGGUUUUCCUCUGCCAGAGAAUUACGGCAAACAGAUGUAAUGUAGCAUGACUGGGUUUACACACCAAAUUUAAGGAAAUGUGUCAAAUCUUGGCUGUGAUGUAGCGUCCGAGUGAAUUUGGUCUUGUGGCGUGAAUGUGACAUGGACAUUCAUCAGAAAAGCUUUAGACGCUUCACAAUCCUUUAUAUUGUCUGAACCUCACGAAGGAGAAACACGGAGGGGACAACACAUCGACCCGAAUCCUGUCUUAGUGGUUUCUUUUGGCUGUCAGAACCACGCAGUCCAUCGAAUGAAUGUUCAAUAUGUUAAUGUACUGACGUUUUCUUCUUGGUUGUUUGGCUUCUUGUGCUCAAAGCAUGAUCUUGAGGAUGACUAUAAUGUUUUGGGUGGUUGUGUUUUGUGGGGUACUUUCAUCUCUUGCAUGUUGGUGGCCCCUCACAGCCCAACAUAAAGUGGGAAGGGGAUAACGGGGAGGGGGAGGGGAGCUUUAAUUACAACAUAGUAACCAUUCAUGUAUUGCAACACUGGGACUUUUAUAACUUCACAUCAAUGUUGCUGGAGUGUUCUCCCUAAACGUUUACCCCAUAGCUGGAUGUAUAGUUUUGAAAUACUGUGAAACUACAACAUGUUAUCGUCUCUGGUUGUUUUGCGCUGUUAUAUUUUAUAAAAGUGUGUAAGUGUUCAGAUAGCCUGAAUGUAUUCCAUGAUGGGUUGGAGAGAUAGUACGAUUUUUUUUAUUUAAUUUUUUUUAUAUGCCCUGCCAGUAAUUUUUCCUCUGCUGGCCAGAGUAGUAACUGCAGUAUUUUAAUCAUUCACGAUGCACAUGACAUGCACUUAAAAUGUAAAUGGCAAGUGCUUGAAAUUUAUGAUGUAGCCGAACCCUUCAGAAUAUGACCUUAGCGUAACGGGAUAAUGAAUUAAGUAUUGCUGCUAAAAUGUAUUUACCUAAUGCAAUAAGUCAUGUAAUGGGGUGAUGCGCUUUUGAAAGUGUCUUCGAUAAACGUUAAAAUUUUAUAACUGAUCUCUUAGAUUUAACAUUAAUAUAAGGUAACACUGAAUACAGGAUAUAAUGCAUCAUGGAAUACAGAGGCAAAUACUUGUAUGUGCCACAUCAUUUUGUGUUUUGAAGUGAUUUUGUUUGUCUCAUUCCAGCUGUUUGGCAUGCAAAAAAAGAGGAGUAAUCAUGGCUUGAUGGGGUGUGCGUGUAUGUGCGUGUGUGUGUGCGCACGGUCCUGGUAUUCUGUCAUUGAGAGAGUGUAGGUCUUUAAAACACAUGCAGAACCAUUACUGUGCUGUAUUUCUGACUUGACUGCUGCUAUACAUUGUAGUUGUGUUUCACUACUUGAAUAUGUGUUUUCUAUGUGUUAACCUCAGGUUGUCUGUGUCCAGUGUUAUUUGUUAUCAUUUCCCCCAUGUGUACGCCUUCAUGCAUCUCCUCUCAACAACUAAAGAUUAGUAAAUAUCUCGCCCUUCAUAUUAAAGAUGGGUAAACAAGCGUGUUAAUUGACAUUAAUCGUAUAUGUGUGCAACACUGCUAGCUGUCAAAUGUGAUUACAGCUGCAAAGCAGGGGGAAGAAUAAAAUGGUUACAUACUUCAUGUACUUUUGUCAGAAGUGAUUGUUAUAAGACUAUGGUAAAUAUUUAGUGUAAUGUGUACACAAUGCCUUGAGAGCAAAUAUGUUGAGGUUUUGUUGGUGUUUGCAUUAGAUAAACUGUAUCUAAAGGAAGCAGUAACACCUCAUUUAAAAGAAAAGAAAUAGGUUGACAACUCAUAAAGAUAAUGUUAUAAGCAUAAUUUGCAAACAUCAGUUCGACUUUCUAUGAAGCUUUACUGAAAAUUUGUAUUUUAUAAAAGCGCCCACCAAUAUUAAGGAAUGUCUGGUCAAAGAACUCCUGUAUUUUUAUUUAGCCUUUGAACUUGAUUAGACUAUCUGCCUUCAUCCUUUUUUUGCUAAUAAAAGCAAACACUUGAUUUUGAUAGACAUGAUUUGAAUUUUCUUUUUUUGAAUAAGCUGCUGACAUUUUAAAAAAGUAAUACUUUUGGGGCCACCAAAUAUUUUGGAUCAUGCAAAGAAUCUAUAUUGUACUGUAGUAAUUUUGUAAUAUUUGUAAGAUGAUAUAGUGGAUGUGACUGGUUACCAUUGCUUGAAUCUGUACAUUGUUCCAAUAAAUUGUUUACAUUA
This is a messenger RNA of Notothenia coriiceps (black rockcod), 5880 nucleotides long. Its product is annotated as transportin-1. The record is from RefSeq and is a predicted model, not a curated record. Lineage: Eukaryota; Metazoa; Chordata; Actinopteri; Perciformes; Nototheniidae. The coding region runs from base 129 to 2804 and encodes 891 amino acids. Gene Ontology annotation, molecular function: small GTPase binding. Gene Ontology annotation, biological process: protein import into nucleus. The transcript is spliced from 25 exons.